GAACACCCCCCUGUGCGUCUUACGUCAUACGUCAUCACGUAGCCGUUAUGCGCUCCUGGAUUUAAAAGUGGAGUCGCGAGGUUUUCUACGAGCAUCUACCCUGCUGAAGUGUCCUUGAGUCUCUUAGAGGACGGUAGCUGCUCCUCCAUCCUCCAUCCUCCAUCCAUGAAGUGAUCAAAAACCCAAAAAUUGCAAAUUUUCAACUCCAGACAUGAACUGGGACAAUCAGCUGAGCUCUAUCCUGCAGGUGACAGAUGGCAGCAUUGCAAAGAUGAGGGAGAGACUGACGUUGCCGGGGAAAUUCACCAAAGGAGGUGAAGAUACGUUUCCAGUAAGAGAGAGGAUUCAUGAGUCAGAUCUGGAACCCCCUGCUCUUCCUCCUAGAGCUCCCAUCCAGCGACACCCUUCCCCAUCACUCAGUCCCGGUGUUCAGUGGGCGGACUUAUCUGCUAUCCAGUCGCAACUCCACAUACAGAGCCAGGCAAUUGAGUCUCUCACCAAGAAACUUCAUGACGUGGAAAGGGAGAGACAUUCUCAACAGUGUCUCAUCCAAACACUACAAGACGAGGUCCACAUGCUGAGGGAGAGGGAAAGAGAGAGGGACGACUCGAGGAGGGGACAGAGUCCAGGAGCAGAGAGGAGGAUGGAGCAGUGGAAGAGAGAGGUUGGACGUGAGCUGAGCACUCUGCGGGGACACAUCACCAGAGCCACGUCGCUAGGCAACCUGGAGGAGAGUUUCAGCUCAAAGCUCCGCCGAGAAGAGCUUGAACACCUGCGGCGAGAGGUGGACCUGCUGAAAACACAACAAAGGAGACAGCAGGAGGACCUGUUCCUCCAGCAGGCAGAGGCCAGAGAAACCACGAGACAGUACGAACACAGCUGCAAGACACUGGAGGAGCUGACAGACAGCUACAGAACUCACAGCACUGAUCUGACAAAGACUGUCUCUCAGUAUUUGCACACACAAGAAGAGGUCCGACAAAUCAGAUCAACUGUGUCAGAGCUGAAGGAGGAGCUCAGGAGACUCAUUCUCCGAGAACGUCAACCAACGCCUUUGCUGUCAGCACACACAUCAGGAGCAUCGCCACUCCCACCCCCUCACAGCCACACCAGAGUGGUCAGAGCUGAAGAGGCAGACUCUGACUCAGAAGACUUUAGUCCAACCCCGAGCCUGGCCGAGGUCAGCUCAGAUGAUCUGUCCUGGCUGGAAGACAAAGACUCCGCUCUUCACCAGAAGCCCCGUGUACGUCUGAGCGUCCAGUCCAGACGGAGCGACUUUGCCGGUCCAGGAUCAGAUCUGGAGGAUGAUGAUGAUGAUGAUGACGAUGGUGAAGAUUUCCUCGGUGACGAUGCAAACCCAGAUUUAGGAUCUGACUUGAGUCUUGAUGAUCUCUGACCUUGUUGUUUUUUUGUUGUUUUUUUGUUUGUUCGUUUGUUUUUAAAAAGGUGACGUCUGUAAUGCAACAUGAAGACAUUUCUUCCAUUUUUUUCCCGACACAUUACCUUGAGAUGUAUUAUUAAUUUUAAAUUAAUUUGAUUUGAUCCUGAGGGAAGGGAAAAGGAAUCAAAUUCAGCAGCAGGCUUAGCAUGACAACAGAAGCACAUACGUAUAACUGAGUAAAUAAGUCAUCAUACUUAGUGUUAUUACUGUUGCUUAAUAGAUCUGCUUUAUGAAACAUAAUUCAUACAAUUAGGGGAAACUUUGUGACUAAUCUGGGAAAUUCUUAAAAGCUAAACGGUUAUUUGAAAAUACCAGAAGUGUCACAGGCUCUGGACAGGUCACGCUACAGAUCUAUAGAUCACUUUUUUUCUCCCCAGUUGCUUAUUAUUCAAAUAGACACGCAUCUAAUAUACAACUAUCUGCACCCAUGUCAUGCACCCAACCUCCCCCCACGACCACAGUGUGCUGUAACAAACCACCACAAGUAUUCAGCUAAUGCCUCUUUGUUUAAAGCUCUAUUCAUCAAAGCUUU
Messenger RNA from Larimichthys crocea (large yellow croaker), 1973 nucleotides. Its product is annotated as dynactin subunit 1. The transcript has 13 exons. The coding region runs from base 212 to 1396 and encodes 394 amino acids. The record is from RefSeq and is a predicted model, not a curated record. Lineage: Eukaryota; Metazoa; Chordata; Actinopteri; Sciaenidae.